CGCCAUACACAGCCUGGGCGAGGCCGUGACUCACUUGAUAGCGACCAAAGCGGCUUGAUCAGACAGGUAUACCUGUACAGGUAGGUAUAACGGAAAACAGAGUACCCGAGUGAGGACGGAGCUACGCUACACACAGGUGUGACGAUGUCCGAGGAUAAGUACGAGAGGUUGAAGAGGAUCGGCGGGGGGUCUUAUGGCGAGGUAUACAAGGGCAGGAGACGGGACAACAAGGACAAGGUGUGCGCCCUCAAGUACAUCUCCAAGAACAUGACAGCCAAACACAUCAAGGAUGCUCGGAACGAGAUCCUCAUCCAGGGGAGACUGCGACAUCCACACAUCAUACAACUGCUGGACAACUUCGAGACGGACAAACACAUCGUGCUUGUGUUUGAGUACGCUGUAAAGGAGUUGUUCCGAGCUAUGAGGGCAGAGCCGAAGGGGAGAUUCAAAGAAGACAAGGUGCGUGCGAUCUCGUGUCAGAUAUGUUCUGCACUGUAUUACCUGCAUUCCGAGAAGGUGCUGCACAGAGACCUCAAGCCACAGAACAUCCUCGUAACCAAGGACGACACAAUUAAGAUUUGCGACUUUGGCUUUGCACGGAUGAUGGAAGAGAAAUACUAUGCAAGAACUAUCCAGGGGACGCUGAUCUACAUGGCGCCGGAGCUGUUUGGUCAUGAGGCCUAUGUCCAUUAUACAGAGAAGGUGGACAUCUGGGCUCUAGGGUGCAUUAUAUACGAACUGUUUGUUGGUAAACGGCUAUUUGAAACAAAAAGCUUAAAAGCUCUUUGUCAGCUUCAUCGGUCUGUUCAACUCCCGAAGAAGAUGAGCAGCAAGCUGACGGACCUGCUUCAGAAGCUGCUGGUGUGUGAUCAACAUAGCCGACUCAACUGGCCCAAUAUACUCAACCAUCCGUGGUUUCACAAUGGCAUAGCAGUGUCAGAAGCUGACUUGGCCAGAGAAAGUCCAUACACUAGACCGGAAAUAGGAGCACGGAAACGCCAGGAACAUCUUCAGAAGGUUCGAAUUAUCCGACAUUCCAAAAGUCUCCAUCGAAAGAGACCUGAUGCAACGAGAGUAAAAGGACUUCAAGUUGAAUCUAGACCUGAUAAUCGCAAUGCAAAGGAACGAGAAGCGGCAUCUAGAGGCACCAAUCUUGAUGCCAAGAACGACGAUGCUUCCAGAACCGACAACCUUGACGUAAAGAAAAAUGAAGCUGCAUCGAGAAUCGACCACUUUGAUCCAGGGAGUGCCGUCUUUCCUCACGUACCGGACAGAUGGGUGGCAUCUGGUACCGAUGUUGUUGACGCAGCAGAGUCUGAUGAGGACGAUGUCGAUGGGGUUGGGGAGUUAGGGGAUGAUGAGGACGAUGCGAUGUUGGAAAUAGCAAUGGCAGAAGCAGGUAUUGAUGAUGAUGUUGACGUCGUAGUGAUCAUUGGACUUGAAGAUGAGGACGAAGACGACGACGACUGUGUGGGACAUUUAGGUCACGAGAUUGAAGACGAUGAAGAUGAAGAUGAUGAGGAUGGGGAUGAAAGUUCAGGAGACUAAGACAAAACCAAUUUGGCAGCAACUUAGUCCAUUAACAAUGCGACAGAUUCAACUCAACACAGCGCACCGGUCUUUUGGAUCUGUACACACUUAAAUGUCAUUCUCAGCUCCUUGGGGAGUAUACAUUUGUACCAAGUGUUAUCGACAAACAAGUAGGUGUUGGAGUAGUUACAGAUCAUGUUCCUCAAACCAUUCGCCACGUGAAUAAUCAUGGUGCUAUAUCAUUAUCACCCCGGGGUUUUUUUAGGAUCUGAGACGGGGCACGGGUGGCCCAGUCGUCUUAUGC
This is a messenger RNA of Haliotis rufescens (red abalone), 1834 nucleotides long. Its product is annotated as serine/threonine-protein kinase 36-like. Gene Ontology annotation, biological process: protein phosphorylation. The transcript has 9 exons. Gene Ontology annotation, cellular component: cytoplasm. NCBI's taxonomy places the organism in Eukaryota, Metazoa, Mollusca, Gastropoda, Lepetellida, Haliotidae. The record is from RefSeq and is a predicted model, not a curated record. Gene Ontology annotation, molecular function: ATP binding; protein kinase activity. The coding region runs from base 145 to 1548 and encodes 467 amino acids.